AUGACUGCCACAGCGAGACGUUUCGCAGGCAUCGCUGCCAAAUCUUCUCAUGACGUUGUCAUCUUAUCGGCGCUCCGCACUCCCAUUUGCCGCGCCUACAAAGGACGUCUGAGAAACGCAUAUCCCGAGGAGCUGCUGACGGCCGUGCUCCGCGCGACAGCCAAGCAGGUUGAAGGCCUUGACCCAGCCUUGAUCGAGGAUGUCGCGGUCGGCACAGUCCUCUCUGAGCUGGGCGGCUCCAAAGCUGCCAGAGCGGCGCUCAACUCAAUCGAGGGUUUCGACGCCACCUCGACGAGCCUGUACUCCGUCAAUCGUGCCUGUGCAUCGUCUCUACAGAGCAUAUCUACAAUCCCUGGGCAUAUCCGCGACGGAACCAUCUCGGUCGGCAUCUCGGCCGGCAUGGAGAGUAUGACAAUGAAUUACGCAUCACGCGCGAUCCCGCAGCAAGCAUGGCCUGCGCUGAAGGAUUCCCGUGUUAAGCAGGCGCGAGAUUGCUUCAUGCCAAUGGGUCUGACGAGUGAAAAGGUUGCGAGGCGGUAUGGAGUCACUCGAAGGGAUCAGGACACCAUGGCUGCCGAAAGCCAUCGGAGGGCAGUGGCCGCUGCGGAGACGGGCAAAUUUAAGGACGAGAUUGUACCCUUCACUGUGCUGCAAUGGAAUUCUGGGGUUGAGCAAGAAGUUACCGUCUUGGUGGAUGAUGGGCCCCGGCCCGAUGUCUCUCGCGACGGACUGGCUCGGCUCAAGCCAAGCUUUGCUGAAGACGGCCGGAGCACUGCGGGCAACAGCUCGCAGAUUUCAGACGGCGCUGCGGCCCUUUUGCUUAUGCGUCGUCAAUCUGCCGUCGACCUAGGGCUGGCAAGCAGCAUUAUGGGCCGGUUCCUCGGUGGUAGUGUGCAGGGCUGCGAGCCCGAAGAGAUGGGGGUUGGGCCAGUCAAGGCGACCGCAGCCCUGCUGCAGCGCUUUGGGUUGACCGCGACGGAUGUCGAUGCUUGGGAGAUCAACGAGGCAUUUGCCAGUCAGUUCCUCUACUGUGUGAGAGAGCUUGGUCUGGAGAAGGCAUUGGAGGUUGGCAAGGUGAACCCGCACGGAGGGGCGAUUGCUCUGGGACAUCCUUUGGGCGCUACCGGAGCGCGCUUAGUAACCACCUUGCUACAUAGCAUGAAACGAAGCGAUAGCGAGGUUGGCAUAGUCAGCAUGUGCGUCGGUACUGGUAUGGGCAUGUCUGGUCUCUUUGUCAGAGAGUAG
Messenger RNA from Fusarium falciforme, 1245 nucleotides. RefSeq names its product Acetyl-CoA C-acetyltransferase. Gene Ontology annotation, biological process: phenylacetate catabolic process; fatty acid beta-oxidation. Gene Ontology annotation, molecular function: acetyl-CoA C-acyltransferase activity. Gene Ontology annotation, cellular component: peroxisome. The transcript has a single exon. The coding region runs from base 1 to 1245 and encodes 414 amino acids. The record is from RefSeq and is a predicted model, not a curated record. Lineage: Eukaryota; Fungi; Ascomycota; Sordariomycetes; Hypocreales; Nectriaceae.